AUGGCGGCCAAGUCCCCUGCAUCCUGCGCCGGGCCGCCGCCCACGGCGACCGCGGUCGUGGAGCCCGUCGCGAUGGGCGAUAGUGUCGCCGUAGACUGUCUCCUCCAGCCGGCCAAUAGCUGGAGGAGGCAUGUGUAUCCCCUGAAAACUGUCUUGUCGCAGAUCGCACUCGAGAUAGAAAAUGCGUUGGCGCGGCCUGCGCGCGUCGUCGCGUUCGCGUUGCAUCCCGAGGCGAAGCGUGGUCCGCACGCCCCUUCCAGCGCGCCUCUCGCCCUCACCUCCGACUUGCAGUCUCUGGGGGCGACGGCAGGGGGGCACUUACUCCUCGAAGUCGCGCUGCGGAGGACGGAUGAGGACGAUCAGACAGCCGCAAAGGAGGAAGCUGGCCUCGGCUCUAAAGAGGGCGACAUGCAGAGACCGCCGCGGCACGCCGGCUGUUCCAUGAAAUGCACUCCCUGCGCCCGCGCAGAGGACGCGCACGAUACAGAGGAGCUUGCCAUCGGCAGAUCGCCCCCCGCCCGUUCCAAGCUCAUCAAUCCGCUUCUCAGGCUGGCCAUGGAGAGAUGGAAAGCGGUUUCUCAGGGUAUCGCUCGUCUUCUGCCUACUCGUGCCCUGCCCUCGCAUGCAUCCCAGCCACCUUCUGAGCACGUCCUCAGCCCGAUCACCAGAUAUGGGGAUAGAGUUAGAUGCGCUUCAUCAUAUCUCGCGCGCGUUCUCCGCCAGCCUCCGCAUAUGGAGAUAGAGUGA
Besnoitia besnoiti is the source of this 747-nucleotide messenger RNA. RefSeq lists its product as uncharacterized. Lineage: Eukaryota; Apicomplexa; Conoidasida; Eucoccidiorida; Sarcocystidae. The record is from RefSeq and is a predicted model, not a curated record. The transcript has a single exon. Bases 1 to 747 code for a protein of 248 amino acids.